This is a messenger RNA of Vigna angularis (adzuki bean), 660 nucleotides long. RefSeq names its product small polypeptide DEVIL 14. Bases 240 to 377 code for a protein of 45 amino acids. The record is from RefSeq and is a predicted model, not a curated record. NCBI's taxonomy places the organism in Eukaryota, Viridiplantae, Streptophyta, Magnoliopsida, Fabales, Fabaceae. The transcript has a single exon. Gene Ontology annotation, biological process: negative regulation of cell population proliferation.
AGUGGAUGAGUAGUCCCUCUCAAGCGUGUUUGGCAAAGGAGACAGGCUCAUGGGUGUAACUUUGUCAUCUUAGGUGGAUGGUGGCACAUGUCCCAAAGCUGCAAUCAGAGGCCAGAAAAACAAAAGUCAUCUACCACAAUUUUUCUUCCUUCAUAUCUUCAAAUUCUUCCCCUAUAUAUAUGGUUCAGUCUUCCCCUUGAGUGUUCAAACACCAAGAAAAAACUUGAAGGAGAGAAGAAAUGGCAGGCAGUGUAUUCUCGGUUAGGAGUUCAAAGCUUCGAUCAUGGGGGAGGUGUUCCAAACAAGUUCGCCAGCAGAGAACACGGCUUUACAUAAUCUGGAGAUGCACUGUGUUACUCUUGUGCUGGCACGAGUGAAGUUGAAGAAAUGGAAGAACUAGAGCUAUGUUCAAGCAGAAUUUGGGGUUCCAUUUUUGCUGAACACGAUCAUGUGAGAGUUGUAUUGCGAAAAAGGGAGAGUUUAGGGGGUAGAGUAGGCAACUAAAGGGGCUAUAUGAAGCAGAAGUUCCUGCUCAACAUGUAAAUUUAGAAACUAGUCUGUUGAUAAUUCAAAAUGAAGACACAUCUCAGCCUCUCAUGUUUGGUGUUUUUUAUAUCACACACACUGACAUAUAAACAUUGCCUUUGCUUUUUAGUUUUA